AUGCCGUCGUGGGGUAAGGUAGUGUUAAUAGCAGCACUGGUCGCGGUUGCGGUGGGAGUGGUGGUGGGUACGGUGACUUGGGCACUGAUGAGAAGCGACACGACGCCUCCAGAUAUUAUAGAAUUGGAUUGGUGGGAGCGAACCAUCAUAUAUCAGAUCUAUCCACGUUCGUUUAAAGACACUGAUGGCGAUGGAAUAGGCGAUUUAAGAGGUAUAACGAGUGAACUGGAACACUUCGUGGACGCGGGCGUCGGAGCGAUCUGGCUGUCGCCCAUCUUUGUCUCCCCUAUGGUGGACUUUGGGUAUGACAUCAGCGACUUCUACGACAUACACUACGAGUACGGCACCAUGGCUGACUUCGAGGAACUAAUUCGGCGAGCUCAACAACUUGGUAUCAAAGUGCUUUUGGACUACGUGCCGAACCACGCGAGCACGGAGUCAGAAUACUUUAAGAAAUCAGUAGCCAGGGAGCCAGGCUACGAGAACUUUUUCAUAUGGGCUGAUCCUAAGAUAGAUGCUAAUGGAAACCGCACCGUUCCUUCCAAUUGGAUCAGUCAGUUCGGUGGAAGCGUGUGGGAGUGGAAUGAGGGGCGGCAACAAUACUACUUGCACCAGUUUGCGGUGGAGCAGGCAGAUUUCAACUUCCGCGAGCCCGCCGUCAGGCAGGAGAUGAUUAACAUCAUGCAGUUUUGGAUAGAGAAGGGGGCGCACGGCUUCCGUUUGGACGCUCUUCCCCACCUCUUCGAAGCAGACCCCCGCGAUCACGGAGGUGUCUUCCCUGAUGAACCUCUAUCCGGGAACAUGUUCCUGACGGGUGAUCAGGUCGGAUACACUACACAGGAGUAUGUAAGAGAUCUGAUAGAGAUUUAUGAUGUUGUCUACGAAUGGAGAGAAUUUGCGGACAAGUGGCAAGAAGACAACGAUUCAGAAACUAUAGUGCUAUUAGCAGAAGCAUACGCAAAUAUUUCAAUGACUAUGCUGUACUACGGCGACGAACGCGGCCGCGUCGGCUGCCACUUCCCCUUCAAUUUUGACUUUAUCACAAGCCUCAAGGCCACCUCCAACGCCCGGGACUUCGUCUACGUCAUCAACCGCUGGCUCACCUACAUGCCGCACGGAAAUGUCGCCAAUUGGGUGUUUGGCAACCACGAUAAUAGCAGAGCACCAUCAAGGUUUAGGACUAUUAUGGUAGAUGGUCUAAAUGCACUAAAUUUGAUGCUCCCUGGAGUUGCUAUCACCUACCAGGGCGAGGAGAUAGGACAGAGGGAUGGGUACGUCAGCUGGAACGACACUGUUGACGUUAAUGCCAUCAACCAAGGCAACCCCGACAACUACCUGGAGUACUCGAGAGACCCGGCGCGCACGCCCUACCAUUGGAACAACUCUACCAACGCGGGAUUCACCACUGGGCCGACCACCUGGCUGCCAGUAGCUGAAGACUACAUGGAAAUAAAUCUGCAAGCGCAGAAAGAUGCCGAGCGGAGUCAUUACAAGGUAUACCAAUCUCUGAGUAGACUUCGCGGAAUGGCCUCACUCUCCCACGGCACCCACCACCUGGAGGCGCUGUCCGUCAACACAAUGGUGCUAGUGCGUCACCUCGCCACGUACAACACCUACGCCCUACUGUUCAAUGUGGGCACAGAGGAGGACACUGUCGAUUUGUCUAGAGUCACAUUUCUAGCAGAACCAAUUACCGUCUACGAAUCAAGCGUUUUCUCAAGGAGAAGAACGGGGGAUACGAUAUCACUUGGUGAGUUGAUUCUGCAGCCGGGGGAGGCGAUAGUGUUGCGCGCGCCUCCAACAUAACUCCAAC
Messenger RNA from Papilio machaon (common yellow swallowtail), 1813 nucleotides. Its product is annotated as maltase 1. Bases 1 to 1806 code for a protein of 601 amino acids. The transcript is spliced from 8 exons. The record is from RefSeq and is a predicted model, not a curated record. Lineage: Eukaryota; Metazoa; Arthropoda; Insecta; Lepidoptera; Papilionidae. Gene Ontology annotation, biological process: carbohydrate metabolic process.